AUGUCAUGGAAACCGGGAUAUCAGCGGCAAUACGAGUUUACCUCCAGUAUUUUGAAGUUGGUCGCUCUUAUAGCCCAACUUGCCCCAGACGAUUUUGACGUGAGGAAUAUGCUUGAUAAGGCCGUCACAGCGCUACAUCAGUGCAAUGAACUCCAACUUGCGGACAAAGACCCCGACGUCUGGGAGUUUUUCGAUCAGCACAGUAAAGAGGAAAGUUUUGGGGUUUCAAAUCCUAUAGUGGCGGCCUUUCUGAGGGAAAAAAGAAACAGGAGAAGAAGGAGCCCGGAAGCACGGCAGAAGGCCUCUAUUGGAGACGUUGAAGCUAUAAUCAGGUUGCCUAAUCACCAAUUCUCCCGACAACAUGGUGGUAGCUACCAGCGUCAUGCUGGCUUUUUCAGGGUCUCAGAAGUCGACAUUCCAGCCCAAAACCGAAAAGAGCUUGCAAGUGAGAGAGGUGAACUGAGGUGA
Molecule: messenger RNA, 468 nt
Organism: Cooperia oncophora
Lineage: Eukaryota; Metazoa; Nematoda; Chromadorea; Rhabditida; Trichostrongylidae
Source: the annotation of a GenBank genome assembly